CGUUGCCACCUUUGGUUCCACGUGUUCGCCCUGCUCAGCUCAAUUCGUGAAGAACUUGAAUGCAGCAGAUUUCUCGGAGAAGUACCCUGAAGCAGUAGAAGCCAUCGUGAAGCGUCACUACGUAGAUGACUACUACGACAGCGUGGAUACUAUCGAAGAAGCGAUCCAGCGAGCCAGCGAGGUGAGGUACAUCCAUUCGUGUGGAGGAUUUCGGAUCAGAAACUGGUGAUGAGUCGAGCGAAGGUAGCACCGUUGAAGCAGCUGUCGAUUCCGCGGCUAGAACUCCUGGCAGCGGUUCUUGCGGCAAGGCUGGCACGAACGAUCGAGGAGAAUCACAACUUCACGAUCAGUAAAGUGGUGUUCUGGAUUGACGCAGAAGUGGUGCUGUCCUGGAUUCGGUCGGAUCAGCGCCGCUACAAGCAAUUUGUUGGUUUUCGCAUUGGCGAAAUUCUUAGUUUGACUAAACUGACAGAUUGGCGAUGGGUUCCGACGAGAUUGAACGUGGCGGAUCUGGUAACCAAAUGGGGUAAAGGUCUGGAGAUACACCCCAACAGCCCGUGGGUACGUGGGCAACAAUUUUUGUACGACAGUGUAGAAAAGUGGCCGAAGAGAGAAUUACCUCCAGCUAACACUACGGAGGAACUUCGGGUUCACUUGAUGCUGCACGACGUGCAAGUUGCACAGGCUAUCGUGGACGCCAAUCGGUUUUCUAAGUGGACAGUGCUGGUGAGGACGAUGGCGUGCGUAAUCCGGUUCGUGUCGAACUGUAGACGAAAGAGCAAAAAACUGCCGAUUGAGACGCUAAAAGCAACGAGCAGACAGAGCAGAAUACUACAACUGACGCCAGCUACGUCAGUACGUGUGGCGCUACAGCAAAGUGAGUACGAGAAGGCGGAACUAUGGCUGAUGAAGAUGGCACAGGCGGAGUGUUUCAUCGAUGAGUUGAAGGUACUGGUCAGAAAUAAAGAUCGGCCGGUGAGCCAAUGGCUGGCGAUCGAGAAGUCCAGUGCACUCUACAAACUUACUCCGCUGAUUGACGAAAACGGGCUGAUUCGAAUGGAGGGGAAAGCAGAGAAAGCAGAGUUGCUGUCAUUCGAUCUACGUUUUCCAACGAUCCUGCCACAUCAGCAUAAAAUCACGCAGCUGAUUGUUCAGCAUUACCACGAGAAGAGCGGUCACGGAUAUCGACAGGCGGUGAAGAACGAGCUGAAGCAGCUGUUCUACAUUCCGCAGCUUGACGCAGUAGUCCGGAAGGUGUCGUCGUCUUGCGUAUGGUGUAAGGUCCAUCGAAGUCGGCCUCGAGUUCCACGAAUGGCUCCGCUACCAGUGCAGCGGUUAACACCGAAUCUUCGUCCCUUUAGUUACACAGGUGUGGAUUAUUUGGGCCCGUUUGCUGUUACUGUGGGACGCCGAACGGAGAAGAGAUGGGUCGCAUUGUUCACCUGCUUGGCAACCCGCGCGGUGCACCUGGAGGUGGCUCACGGACUGACUACGUAG
Messenger RNA from Topomyia yanbarensis, 1497 nucleotides. RefSeq lists its product as uncharacterized. NCBI's taxonomy places the organism in Eukaryota, Metazoa, Arthropoda, Insecta, Diptera, Culicidae. The transcript is spliced from 2 exons. Gene Ontology annotation, molecular function: nucleic acid binding. The record is from RefSeq and is a predicted model, not a curated record. Bases 229 to 1497 code for a protein of 422 amino acids.